AUGAAUUCUAUGGGUGGCAGCAAAUAUAUACUGCUGAUCUUUGACGAAGCCAGUGGAUGCAUGAAGGGCUUCUGUCUACGUGUGAAGUCGGAGAGUGAAAACUACAUCACACGAUACAUCAAGAUGGUGCAAGCGCAGUUUGGCAAGAAGGUCAAGCUCGUUCGACACGACGGAGCCCGCGAGUUCGCAACCAACUCGCUUCAAGAAUUCUACGAAGAUGAAGGCAUUGAGCAGCAGAAGACGGUGCCAUAUGCACACCAGACCAACUGCACGGUAGAGCGCGCCAUUCGGACUAUCGUCACAAUUGGUCGCAGCAUGCUCCACCAUGCUAAGUUGGAAAAGUGCUUCUGGGCCGUGAUGAACUUUAGACUUCUUGGUCCGAGUGCAAAACGCAAAGUGAAUAUAUAUUUAUAA
Molecule: messenger RNA, 414 nt
Organism: Peronospora matthiolae
Lineage: Eukaryota; Oomycota; Peronosporomycetes; Peronosporales; Peronosporaceae
Source: the annotation of a GenBank genome assembly